AUGGUUAUCCGGGCAGCAGGGCUGGAGAGACCGCCAGGGAGCAUAGUCGCCAGUCCAGCACCGAGACUCGCCUGGCCAAAGACUGCGCCGCACACUUGCCAGGAUUGCCAAACAUUCCUGAAAAAUAUACCUGCUAUUUAUGGCAUGUGGCUUGUAACUUUACUCCUGCUGUACUCUCUCCGGGAAGUACACAGUGAGGAUGUGGGCUCUACCAGGCUGUACUUUGUGAACGCAUCCCUGCAGAGGCUGACCUACUCCAGCUCGGUGGGGGUGUCUCUGCCCUGUCCGGCGGGCGGCACCCCCACCGCCAUCCUGCGCUGGUACCUGGCCACCGGCGAUGACAUCUACGACGUGCCCCACAUCCGCCACGUCCAUGCCAAUGGCACCCUCCAACUCUACCCCUUCUCACCCUCCGCCUUCAACUCCUACAUCCAUGACAACGACUACUUCUGCACCGCAGAAAACCAGGCUGGCAAGAUCCGAAGCCCCAAUAUCAGAGUCAAAGCUGUGUUCAGGGAGCCGUACACUGUGCGUGUUGCAGACCAGCGCUCCAUGCGGGGCAACGUGGCCGUGUUCAAGUGCCUCAUUCCCACCGCCGUGCAGGAGUACGUCAGUGUGGUGUCCUGGGAGAGAGACACUGUCUCCAUCGUCCCAGGUAACAGGUUCUUCCUGACGUCCUUUGGUGCUCUGUACAUCUCAGAUGUCCAGAAGGAGGAUGCCCUCUCCACCUACCGCUGCAUCACCAAGCACAAAUACAGCGGAGAGACACGUCAGAGCAAUGGAGCCAGGCUGUCUGUCAUGGACCCCACCGAAUCGUCUCCCUCUAUCCUGGACAGUUUCCAGGCGGGGGAAGUCUCGGCUGGUCAGAGUGUGGAGCUCCCCUGCAUGGCAGCAGGGUACCCCAGCCCCACGGUGCGCUGGCUAAAGGACGGGCGCCCGCUGCCCUCCGAUGCACGCUGGACGCGGCGCCUCACGGGUCUGACCAUCAGUGACCUCAGGCAGGAGGACAGCGGUAGCUACGCCUGUGAGGUCACCAACAGCUUCGGCUCGAAGGAGGUGUCCGGAGCACUCUAUGUCAUAGACCCCCUGCGAGUGACCCUCUCCCCUAAGAGUCUGAAGACGGGCAUCAGCAGUACCCUGUUCUUUACCUGUGCUGUGGAGGGUUCGCCAGAGUACACAGUGGCUUGGUACAGGAACACAGAACCUAUAGUCCCAGACCAGCACAUCUCUAUACAGGGCUCCCACAACGACACCCUGCAGAUCACAGCCGCUCAGAAGAGCCACUCUGGGGCCUACCAGUGCUUUGCCUCCCGCAAGGGCCACACCGCCCAGGACUUCUCUAUCAUACUGCUGGAGGAUGGCACUCCUCGUAUCGUGUCUUCCUUCAGUGAGCGCGUGGUCGCCCCCGGUGAGCCAUUCUCCCUGAUGUGUGCCUCCAAGGGAGCCCCACCCCCCUCCAUCACCUGGACGCUGGACGACGAGCCUGUGGUGCGAGACUCCGCCUACAAGACCAGCCAGUACACCCUAUCAGACGGCCUGACCGUGUCACAUGUCAACGUCAGCAGCCCGGCCAUCCGUGACGGGGGAGUGUAUCGCUGCGCUGCACGCAACUCGGCCGGUAGCGCCGAGUACCAAGCGCGCAUAAACGUAAGAGGUUCUCCUAGGAUCAGGGAGAUGCGUGACAUCACGGCUGUGGCAGGAAGGAACACCUUUAUAACCUGUCGUGUGAUUGGUUACCCCUACUACUCUAUCAAGUGGUUUAAGGACGGCAUGCUGCUGCCUGACAACCAUCGCCAGGUGGUGUAUGAGAAUGGAACCCUGAGGCUGAGUGAUGUGCAGAAGGGCAUGGACGAGGGUACCUACCUGUGUAGUGUGCUCAUCCAGCCACAGACCUCCAUCGACCAGACUGUCCACGUCACUGUCAAAGUGCCACCCCUGAUCCAGCCCUUUGAUAUCCCCUCCACGUCGGUGGGAAAGCUGAUGUACAUUGCCUGCGUGGUGUCGUCAGGUGACAUGCCCAUCCGCAUCACCUGGCACAAAGACGGGCAACUCAUCGUGCCUGGUUCCGCCUCUGGUGUUGGCAUAGAGACCAAGGAAUUCAUGAGCUCCUUGCAGAUCUCCAAGGUGACGCUGAAGCACAACGGCAACUACACCUGCAUCGCUAGCAACGCCGCGGCAACCGUCAGCUGGGAAAGACAGCUGGUCGUCACCGUUCCCCCUCGCUUCGUGGUCCAGCCCAACAACCAGGAUGGGAUCUAUGGGAAGGCAGGAGUACUAAACUGUUCUGUGGAGGGAUACCCACCUCCCAAAGUCAUGUGGAAACACGCCAAAGGUAUAGGGAACCCCCAGCAGUACCACCCUGUGCCUCUGACUGGUCGGAUCCAGAUCAUGUUCAACGGCUCCCUGCUGAUUCGCCACGUCCUAGAGGACGACCGGGGAUACUACCUCUGUCAGGCCUCCAAUGGAGUGGGCUCUGACAUCAGCAAGAGCAUGGUUCUCACCGUCAAGAUUCCAGCCAUGAUCACGUCACACCCUAACACCACCAUGGCCAUCAAGGGCCAGAUGAAGGAGCUGAACUGCACAGCGCGGGGCGAGCAGCCCAUCAUCAUCCGCUGGGAGAGGGGCGACACUGUCAUCGAUGCCGAGAGGAACCCCCGCUACUCCAUCACCAUCAACAAGAAGGGGGACGAGGUUAUCUCCACACUCAAGCUGAAGCCAGCGGAGCGCGGGGACUCAGUCUUCUUCUCCUGCCAUGCCAUCAACUCAUACGGAGAGGGGCGAGGACUCAUCCAGCUUACUGUGCAAGAGCCUCCUGACCCUCCUGAGUUGGAGGUGAGAGAGGUGAAGGACCGCAGUAUGAACCUGCGCUGGAUCCAGAGGUUCGAUGGCAACAGCAUCAUCACCAGCUACGACAUCGAGUAUAAGAACAAGUCUGAUACUUGGGAUCACAAGUACACCACCAGGAACAUCUCCCCCACUAACAACCAGGCUAACAUCGUGGAGCUGCACCCUGCCUGUGUCUACAGCAUCCGCAUGUACUCCUUCAACAAGAUCGGACGCAGCCAGCCUAGCAAGGAGCUCACCAUCAGCACUGAGGAAGCACAACCUGAUGGGCCCCCUAUGGAAGUGAUCCUCCAACCAAUGACGUCUCAGAGCAUACGGGUCACAUGGAGGGCCCCCAGAAAGGAGCUUCAGAACGGGUUGAUCCGGGGGUACCAGAUCGGUUACCGUGAGAACGGGCCGGGCAGUAACGGCCAAUACAGCAUUGUGGAGAUGAAGGCCACAGGGGACAGUGAGGUGUACACCCUGGACAACCUGAAGAAGUUUGCCCAGUAUGGAGUGGUGGUCCAGGCCUUCAACAGGGCUGGCACUGGUCCCUCUAGCACUGAGAUCAACGCUACCACACUGGAGGAUGUGCCCAGCCAGCCGCCCCAGAACGUGCGGGCUAUCUCGGUGACCUCAGACGAGGCGGUGAUCACGUGGGCGGAGCCACCGCGUCUGACGCUGCAUGGCGUGUUGAAGGGCUACCGCGUGGUGUUCUGGUCCCUCUUCCCUGACGGAGGUGGGUGCUGUGGGGGCCAGGCACAGGGGCCGAUGCAGAAAUGGGGAGAGAUGCAAAACAUCACUACAACUCGUGAGCAGGUGGAGCUGAGAGGGCUGGAGAAGUUUACUAACUACAGUGUCCAGGUGCUGGCCUACACACAGGCUGGGGACGGGGUCAGGAGCAAUGUCCUGUACAUCCAAACCCGCGAGGACCUCCCAGGUCCUCCAGCUGGUAUCAAAGCCGUGCCCUCAUCUCCCAACAGUGUGGUCGUGUCCUGGCUACCCCCCCUUAAACCCAAUGGUGUCAUCCGCAAGUACACCAUCUACUGCUCCAGCCCAGGCUCCGGACAACCGGCUCCCAGUGAGUAUGAGGCCAACCCAGAGAUGUUGUUCUACAGGAUCACCCAUCUGACCCGCGGUAAACAGUACCUCAUCUGGGCCUCCGCCGUGACAACUGCUGGCCGCGGCAACAUCAGUGAAAAGGUCACCGUGGAGCCUGCUGGGAAAGCCCCAGCUAAGAUCCUGUCGUUCGGGGGCACAGUGACUACUCCCUGGGUGAAGGAGGUCCGUCUGCCCUGCAGCUCAGUGGGAGAACCCACCCCCACCAUCAAAUGGACCAAAGACAGUGAGGACUCGACUAUCCCUGUGACUGUGGAUGGGCAGCGUCAGAUCCUGUCCAACGGUACUCUGGUGUUACGUUCUGUCAAAGCUGAGGAUUCUGGGUACUACACGUGCACGGCCACCAACACCCUGGGCUUUGACACCAUCAUAGUAAACCUACUGGUGCAAGUUCCUCCAGACCAGCCCCGUCUGACCGUCUCCACCACCUCCACCUCUUCCAUCACCCUGGCCUGGAUCCCUGGGGACAACGGAGGCAGCUCCAUCAGAGGUUUCGUCCUGCAGUACUCAGUGGACAACACAGAGGAGUGGAGGGAUGUGUUCAUUAGUUCCAGUGAGCGUUCCUUCAGGCUGGACAACCUGCGCUGUGGGACCUGGUACAAGGUCAAAUUGGCAGCCAAGAACAGUGUGGGCUCAGGACGCAUCUCUGAGAUCAUCGAGGCUAAGACCCACGGACGAGAGCCCGUGUUCAACAAGGAGCAGCCCCUGCUCACCCACAUCAACUCCACCCACGCGGGGCUCAACCUGCAGGGCUGGACCAGCGGCGGCUGCCCCAUCACCGCUCUGCUGCUGGACUUCCGGCCCAAGGGCACGUGGGCCUGGCAGAGCCUGAAGGCCAACGCCACGGCCCAGCUAUUCCUCAGCGAGCUGCGGGAGGCCACCUGGUACGAGCUGAAGAUGAAGGCCUGUAAUAGCGCCGGCUGUGGGAACCAAAGCUCCCAGUUUGCCACCACAGACUAUGACGGCAGUACCAUCCCUCCUAUAAGCUCGGCCCAUGAGGACAGAGAUGAUGUGAAGAAGCUGUUCUCCAUCGGUUCUCCUGUCAUCCUGGUCACCCUGGGCGUCGCCCUGCUCUUCAUCAUCCGCAAGAAACGCAAAGAGAAGAGACUCAAACGACUCAGAGAUGCUAAGAGCCUUGCAGAGAUGCUUAUCAGUAAGAACAACCGCAGCAUGGACACCCCAGUGAAGGGUCCUCCCCAGGGCCCCCGGCUCCACAUCGACAUCCCUCGUGUCCAGCUGCUCAUCGAGGACAAGGAGGGCAUCAAGCAGAUAGGUGAGGACAAGGCAGUGGCCCCAGUGACGGACACAGAGUUCAGCCAAUCAGUGAAUCCACAGAGCUUCUGCACGGGUGUGUCUCUGCACCAUCCUGCCCUCAUCCAGAACACAGGGCCCUUGAUUGACAUGUCAGACAUCCGCCCCGGAACCAAUCCAGUGUCGAGGAAGUGUGUGAAGUCAGCCCACAGCUCCAGAAACCGCUACUCCAGCCAGUGGACCCUGAGCAGGCCGGGCCAGAGCCAAUCAACAGCCUCCGCAAGGACUCUGACCUCUGACUGGCGCACCAUGGGCUCCCACGGCAUCACCGCUACCGAGAGUGACAGCUACAGCGCCAGCCUGUCCCAGGAUACUGACAAGGGUCGUAACAGCAUGGUGUCCACAGAGAGUGCGUCGUCUACGUAUGAGGAGCUGGCGCGGGCCUACGAACACGCCAAACUGGAGGAGCACCUGCAGCAUGCCAAGUUCACCAUCACAGAGUGCUUCAUCUCCGACAGCUCCUCUGACCAGAUGACCACAGGCACCAACGACCCGGCCGACAGCAUGACAUCACUCAGCACCCCAUCCGAGACAGGCCUGUGUCGCUUCACCGCCUCGCCACCCAAACCCCAGGACUACGACCGCGGCAGACCUACCAACGUUGCCGUGCCCAUCCCCCACCGUGCCAACAAGAGUGAAUUCUGCAACCUCCCGCUCUACAUGAAGACGGAUCCUUUCUUCCGGAAGCAGGCAGAACUGCAUGACCCAUGCCCUGCGGUCCCGCCCAGGGAGGCCUCCAUCCGCAGCCUGGCACAGCGGGCGUACCACACCCAAGGACGUCAUAUGACUCUGGACCCGUCCAAGCAACAGGCCCUGACGCUAGGCCACUCUGGGUUGGGCAGUCUGGGCAUGAGCUCAGGCACUGCCACCCUGCCCCAGAGGACUCUCACCAUGCCCUGCUCCAACCCUGCAGCCACAGCCUCCACUUCCAGCACCAGCAGCAACCCCACUGGCUCCAGCACAAAGAUGGGGGGCUCCAGAGACUCACUGCUAGAGAAUAGCUCCUCAGCGCUGGGCAGACUGCAGAAGCAAGGGGUCGGGGCCUACUCUAAGUCUUACACACUGGUGUAGCUACUAGCCCCCCCUUCUCUCUCUCAAAGACUAAACACUCCUGUCUGGCCCGGCCCCGGCCCCGGCCCACACCCAGCCCCACACCAGUGUUCUACACAUCAGGUCAGCGAGGGCAUGCAGUGCAGUGCAGCAGGUGUCCCCAGCUAACUGCUAGCUAACAUCUAAUUACCCAGUAGCGUGAUUAAUCUUUAUUCAGACUUUAGAUUCUGCCUCCCAGGAAUGACCAGAGACCAUUAUAACCUGCCUGAUUCAUGCUCACCUGGACCUGUAUAAAACAAACUACUAUCUCCUAUUAACUAUCACUUCUAGCCUGAUGCCACGCUGCUCAAUAUGUGUGUCUGGUGAUGUACACACACACACACACACACACACACACACACACACACACACACACACACACACACACACACACAUA
Molecule: messenger RNA, 6739 nt
Organism: Oncorhynchus nerka (sockeye salmon)
Lineage: Eukaryota; Metazoa; Chordata; Actinopteri; Salmoniformes; Salmonidae
Product: cell adhesion molecule DSCAML1-like
Exons: 33
Coding region: 1-6324 (2107 amino acids)
Biological process (GO): dendrite self-avoidance; homophilic cell-cell adhesion; axon guidance
Cellular component (GO): plasma membrane; axon
Molecular function (GO): cell-cell adhesion mediator activity
Source: RefSeq, a predicted model, not a curated record